AUGGCGGGAACCGUGGCGGCGCAGGACCUCAAUCGCGGCGACGUUGAAAAGAUCGUGCGUGACUACCUGCUCGAAAACCCGGAGAUCAUAGCCGAGGCUCUCAACGAGCUUCAGCGCCGCGAACAGGAAGCUGAAGAAGCCGCCCGUCUGCAGGUGCUCAGCGAUAGUGCCGACGUCCUUUUCAAUUCCACCCGUCAGGUGGUCCUCGGGAAUCCGGAAGGGUCUGUCACAAUCGUGGAAUUUUUCGACUACAACUGUGGCUACUGCAAGCGCGCCUAUGGCGACAUGGUCAGGCUGAUUGAUGAAAAUCCUGAUCUCAAAGUCGUCCUGAAGGAAUUUCCGGUGCUUGGUCAGGGCUCGAUCGAAGCCGCACAGGUGGCGGUCGCCGUAAACUCGGUCGCGCCGGAAAAAUACGGUGAUUUUCACGAAGCUCUGCUUCUGAGCCGAGGCCAGGCCAACCUGUCGAGCGCGAUGGCUGCUGCGACAGGAGCAGGUGUUUCCGAGGCCGAUCUCCAGGCUGCCAUGGCAACCGAUGAGGCGGGCCAGACCAUCGAGGAAGUCUACGCGUUGGCAAACCGUCUCGGACUGACAGGAACACCAUCCUACGUCGUUGGAAACGAAGUCGUGAUGGGCGCAGUUGGAUACGACCAGCUGACCGCCAAACUGAGUGCCUUGAAGAAUUGCGGCGAGGCAACCUGCUGA
Messenger RNA from Effrenium voratum, 702 nucleotides. The record is from the annotation of a GenBank genome assembly. NCBI's taxonomy places the organism in Eukaryota, Dinophyceae, Suessiales, Symbiodiniaceae.